This is a messenger RNA of Dovyalis caffra, 576 nucleotides long. The record is from the annotation of a GenBank genome assembly. Lineage: Eukaryota; Viridiplantae; Streptophyta; Magnoliopsida; Malpighiales; Salicaceae.
AUGAAACUUGAGUUUCUCUCUCGGUUAAAACCCAAUCAACACCAGCCAUGGUCUAACACAAUCGAUAUUGGGGCUAUUCGAGACAAUGGCUUCAUCAAUUUGGAACAAUCUCUUCUACAUACUAUCAGUGUUGGAAAUUCUUACGAUCAAUCCAAGCAGGCGAUGAACACGAGGGAAGUUUGGAAAACCUACCAGUCGCAACGGACAAGCAAGUCAAUGGGUAGAUGUGCAAGGUACCUGCGUCGUCUUGUCUCUAGUAGUAAUUGCCGCAGCAUUGUCAUCGAAGAAAGAAACUGGGGAAAAAAUGUGGGGAAUACCGAUCAGACAGACGGCACCAAGCACGGGUCACGUGCCACUUUCGUUGGAAAUAGUGUUGUACCUGCCAUUGUAUCACAACAGGUAAAAUCAAAGGAGAAUUCUCCUCCAUACAUUUCUAGCCAUAAGAAGCGGAGACUCCAAGUUCCAGGCUGCAAGAAGAAGCUGGAUCAUGAAGAACCUAGGCAAGAACAUCCAAAUAGAUCAAAGAAAAGGCCGCAGAUUGGUUCUUUUCCCAUUACCACUGCAAGGCCACAUUAA